Priapulus caudatus is the source of this 984-nucleotide messenger RNA. RefSeq names its product calmodulin-like. The transcript is spliced from 6 exons. The coding region runs from base 30 to 485 and encodes 151 amino acids. The record is from RefSeq and is a predicted model, not a curated record. Gene Ontology annotation, molecular function: calcium ion binding. NCBI's taxonomy places the organism in Eukaryota, Metazoa, Priapulida, Priapulimorpha, Priapulimorphida, Priapulidae. Gene Ontology annotation, cellular component: myosin II complex.
GCCAGUGUUACCCAGCACCAAACGCCAACAUGGCUCGAUUCCAUAGCCCUAAAGAAAUCGAAGAGUACCGGGAGUGUUUCUACCUGAAUGCUAGGACUGGUGCAUUAAUCAGUGAUGACCAACUUAGUCAUGUUAUGCGUUCACUAGGACUGAGCCCGACACGCCGUGAAACCACCAAGUACUUUCAGGAAAAGGCUACGAACAACAGAGUGGAUUUUGCUGGCUUUCUGGAUAUUAUGCAUCAGCAUAACGCCAAGGAGGAUGUUACAGGGGAGGUGAUAGCAGCAUUUAAACUCUGGGACAGGCACAAUCGUGGCUACAUAUCUGCAAGAGACUUGAAGCACAUUCUCAGUGAUUUUGGAGACAAGUUAACAAAAAGAGAGGUAACGAGCAUCAUGAACGAGGCAAACAUUCAGUCCAAUGGUCAAGUACGCUAUGCGGAGCUUCUCAGACUACUGCAGGCGCCGCCCCCAGAUUACCUCUAGAACUGGCAUCCUGCCUGGUCGUAGAGUCUAGAUGUUCACAUGGGGAGGUAACCUAGACAAACCUUGCCAUGUUUGAUCAUUUGGAAUCGUGCAUUCCAACUGUUUUGAGGAGUGAGAUGCCAAGAUCAUAUAAAGAAGUUGAAUGCAGCGCAUGAAUGCACUUGACAUCUAGUAAUCAUGCAUUCCAACUGUUUUGAGGAGUGAGAUGCCAAGAUCAUAUAAAGAAGUUGAAUGCAGCGAAUGAAUGCACUUGACAUCUAGUAAGAUUUCUAAUGGCAACUGAUAGUAAAUUUUUUAUUGACCAAUUGGCAAGGUAAUGGUAAGGUAAAAAGGUAAGGGGGUUGGUUCUAUUGAAGCUUAUAUGAGAACCAACAACCCUUCUGUAAAGAACUCUGCAAAUCUUCUCUUUUUAUGGUUGUGAAUAUUAAGCUGGGUUUACACUGCCAACUUUGUGUUGGCGAAUUGCCGAAUUGUACCAACUUCGCAAUUUCGCAACCGA